Molecule: messenger RNA, 3960 nt
Organism: Cyclopterus lumpus (lumpfish)
Lineage: Eukaryota; Metazoa; Chordata; Actinopteri; Perciformes; Cyclopteridae
Gene: lancl2
Product: LanC lantibiotic synthetase component C-like 2 (bacterial)
Exons: 10
Coding region: 409-1704 (431 amino acids)
Biological process (GO): peptide modification; carbohydrate metabolic process
Cellular component (GO): plasma membrane
Source: RefSeq, a predicted model, not a curated record
GAAUCAGCAGCACUCGGUGCGCUCAGUGGAGCAGCAGGAGGAAGGAUGCAGCAGAGCCCGAGAGAGAGACACGGGGAUGCGGCGACACAUGGCAGCCUGUACCGCCCCGCAUGCUCUCACUGACUGCGUCGUCGUCGUCGUCGUCGUCGUCCGCCCCCCCCCCCCCCCCCCCCACCCACCCCCACCCCCACACCCACACACACACGCACACACACACACGCACACAAUUCACCCGGGGAACAGGAGAGGCUGCCGGAACACUGGGCUGCUGAGAGACGCUGCUGGGAGGCUGGAGGCUGGAGGCUGGAGGCUGGAGGCUGCCACAAACCCCGAGGACCUGCAUCAGCUAACAUAGACUGCUGAUCGGAAAGCCUGCAUGGUCUCAUUGCCUCUGGAGCCGCCGUAGCGAUGGGAGAUAACGUGUCCAAGCGACUGAAGCUGAUCUCGGCUACAGAGGCAGAGAUGGAGGAGCGCUCCUUUCCAAACCCGUUCCCCGACUGGGACCACGGAGCCCUCACCUCCGGCUCCGGAGCAGAGGAAGAUUACAAUGAGCCAUUCGAUGAAGAAGCAAAGGUGAGCGCAUCAUUCCAGAAGAAGGUCCAGAAUAAGAUCAAAGAUCUCCUCCAGCAGAUGGAAGAGGGCCUGAAGACCGCCGACCCCCAUGACUUCUCCACCUACACCGGCUGGACAGGCAUUGCCUUGCUGUACCUCCAACUGCACCGGGUGUCCCAAGAGGCCACCGACCUUCAGAGGGCACUGGACUACGUAAAGCGGACCAUGAGGAUCCUGAACGGCCGGAAAGUGACAUUCCUGUGCGGUGACGCGGGGCCGCUGGCGGUGGGCGCGGUGGUUCACCAUAAACUGAACAACACCGCUGAUAGCCAAGACUGCCUGUCCAGGCUCCUCCAGCUGCAGCGGUCCGUGCUCAGUCCGGACUCUGAGAUGCCGGAUGAGCUGCUGUACGGCCGCGCCGGAUACCUUUACGCUCUGCUCUACGUCAACAAAGAGAUGGGAGCUGACACGGUGGAUGAGAGCACCAUUACCAAGGUGGUGAUGGCCAUCGUGGAAUCGGGGAAGAACAUGUCGGCAGAGCAAAACAAGGCAGACCGCUGCCCCCUGCUCUAUGAAUGGCACAAGAAGCAGUACAUCGGCGCUGCCCACGGCCUGGCUGGCAUCUUCUACAUGCUCAUGCAGCCAGGAGCCAAGGUCCACCCGGAGGUUCUGUCGGAGCUGAUCCGUCCCAGCAUCGACUACGUCCGCCACAAGAAGUUUCGCUCGGGAAACUUCCCAUCGUCGCUGAGCAACGAGAGCGACCGGCUGGUCCACUGGUGCCACGGAGCGCCCGGCGUCGUCCACAUGCUCAUCAUGGCGUACAAGGUGUUCAACGAGGAGAAGUACCUGAAGGAUGCUGCCGAUUGCGCGGAGGUAAUCUGGCAGCGGGGCCUGCUCCGAAAGGGCUACGGCAUCUGCCACGGUACCGCCGGCAACGGCUACGCCUUCCUGUCCUUGUACAAGCUCACCCAGGAGAAGAAGCACCUGUACCGCUAUUGCAAGUUCGCCGAGUGGUGUUUGGCCUACGGGACCCACGGCUGUCGCAUCCCAGACCAACCUUACUCUCUUUUUGAAGGUAUGGCAGGAGCCAUCUACUACCUAUCAGAGGUGUCAAACCCUGAAGCCUCCUGCUUCCCUGCCUUUGAACUUUGACCCGCCAGCUGAUGAGGAUGAAGGGUACAGGGACAAGCAGUUUUGGACAAACCUCAAUCUUGGCUGGAAAGCUAUAUAAGGAUGUAUUUGUGAAGCAGCUUUUCAGCCUCGGUCGAGAGUAAGUAGUGACCAAACACUACACUAAAAACUAGGAACUGAGAAGACUGAAUGCAAUUGAUUGGUGGAGUAAACGUAUGGUUUGGUUUGUGAAAUGAAAUUCCAUAUGUAUUUGUCACAUAGUGGGGGGGUUGGGGGUUCCCUUUCAUCUUUCAUUUCAUAAAGUCAACUAGCUUAGUGCUAGGAUUAAGUGAAGCGAACCAAUAUAUCAGCAGUUAAGUCGAACUUAAGGAGUAACUAAACCAGGCGCCCCGGACGAGCGGCUUUGAGGGGCCACAUUUAUUCCCCCAUAGACUUCCUUUAGGUAAAUCAACUUCCCAGUACCAACACUCAAAUGCUUGUAUGUUAUGCAUUAGAUUCUAAAAUAUGUCAAAUGCACUAUGACUAAGACACGCGGAUCUAUCUUUGGCUAAUUUUUCAUAAACAGUGCAGCAAUACAAUAACAGCAGCACAAGCCUUCUCUUUUUCCUGUGGAAUUGAAAUCUGGUGAAUCAUUGUUGUUAUCUGGCGAUAGCAAUGUGCUUUCCUACGCCGGGACAAGAGUGGGGCUGGCGUGCUAAUUACCAUGAUGUCAUGCUUCUGUUACAGAACAUAGAAAAUCAGGUGAUGCUGGCUCCACACGUUACAUCGCCCCAUGUCAGUUAUUGGCUAAAAUAAUAGCAUUAGCCAGGUUUGAACCAGUAGAGGGCAAUCAUAUGCAUUUUUAACACAAUACAUAUAUUUCAAAUACAUCUGCAAAAAUAGGACCUGAAUCCAUAAACAACCCUACCAAAUACCAUAUGCAUUGUUUUUCCGCUGAAAAAAACAUUUGGGGUUUUAGUUGCUCUUUAAUUGACCCUUCACUAAGACCCGCCCCUUGAAUGCAAACUGGCAGAGCACAGUGGUUCUAAAACUGUGGGGCGCGCCCCUCUAGUGGGGUGCAGUGCCAUUACAGGUGGGGUGCAUGGAGAAAUGCAGAAAGACCAUUGACACACUUCAAAUUAAUAAAUAUAUGGCGUGUAAAUGUUUACGUUCCGUUCUUGGCGAUUCGCCACAUCCAACCUCCAUGAGAUCGUUUUUUCUGCUGUUGCCUCAAAACAAAAUACAGAUCUAAGCUCAACCGUGAGCAUGAAUUGAGAGUCUGUAACCCUGUUUUUAAAAAGAUUUGUAAUGGCAAGCGGCCUCAUUGCAGCCACUAAUACUGAUAAAACGUGAUGGCUCGUAUACAUCUGCACUAAUUUUGUUGCAUGUUAUUGUUGUUUUGAAAAGAUAUGCAGUGUGAAACUCAGUCAAACUCCUUAUUGCCAAAUAUUUGAACUUGUUUUGUUUCAUUUUUCACAGGUUGCACUUUAUUGUUAUCUUGAAAAGAUAUUCAGUGCAAAACGGGUUAACUGCAGCCACAUUCUUUUUUUACCAAAUAUUAGUUAUUUUGUUUACUGAUAGAACUUUGUUUGCAUUGAUCUAACGAAAAAUGAUGGAGCAAUCUGGUUUACUUGAAAGAGAUUGCAAUUUUCUGUAUUCUAUUAUUUGAAAGAGCACAGAUGGAGUCACAAAAGGUUUUCAAUAUAAAUUCAGCACAGGCCAUUUUGUUGGGGCUGUGGGGCAUGAACAUUUUUCUUCCUCCAAAGUGGGCCGUGACAAAAGGUUUGAGAACCACUAAAACAUCUCCGAGCACGGUCACACACUAUUUGUCUCUGUAGAGACUCAUGCAAUAGUUUGAAAUGUUCUUUCAAGGCUGUUGUGGUUAAACGUUGUGUAACAGUGAUGAUACUUGUUACCCGGAGAGGUUGGAAGGAGAUAAACCUGUGGAGCUACGCUAGCUACUGAAAGUGUACUGUAUGUAUACACAUGCUGCUUCAUUUCUUUAAUGAAUGUAACGGUGAAUAAAGACCUACCAGCUUUACAGGAACACUGUUAACUGUAUUGGCUUUUGUCUCGACUGUGGGUACAUGACAGAUCUGACCGUUUGAUAAAGAAGUAUUUCUGCAGAUUUAGUGGCUGCAAAAGCAGACCAAUCCUCACAAUACACUAUUUUUGGUCAUUUAAAUUUCAAAACGAGCACAACAGAAAGGGAUUUCUGCUUUUAAUGUAAAUGCCAAGCCAAGUUUUUACAAAAAAGUCUUAUGAGUUGAAAUAAAAGUGAGCUUUUUACAGCUUUUU